Messenger RNA from Pyricularia pennisetigena, 696 nucleotides. RefSeq lists its product as uncharacterized. Lineage: Eukaryota; Fungi; Ascomycota; Sordariomycetes; Magnaporthales; Pyriculariaceae. The transcript has 2 exons. Bases 1 to 696 code for a protein of 231 amino acids. The record is from RefSeq and is a predicted model, not a curated record.
AUGGAACACCGUAACCAAAAUCGCCGGUCUUCUCGCAGCCAUCUCGAUGAGCUCAUUGAUAUCUCGGUUUUCUUCCAGCGCGAUAAGGAAUACCAGAUCCGCGGCCGAACAGAGAGUACAAUGGCCUCAUCUGCUCAACAGCAGGAUGAAUCUCGUCGUGGAACCGAGACUUCAGCACCUGGCAUCUUGAAAAGGCAAAACAGUAGCGAUGGGAAACGACGUUCUGUACGCUUCACAGACCAGGAGCCCAAGCCGGACUUCACAGCCGGUGAGGACCUGGGUAUACAGUGGCUUUGGUUGCCGGAAGAAAGUACUUAUACUCUCAACACUCCCGGCCGCAAGUGGAAGCCGGAGACCUGGGAUGUGGUGGACAAUCAGGAGAUGUCGGGGGCGCUGCCGACGGAGGAAUGCCGUUCUUCUCGGAAUUGGCGCAGCAGCUAUGCCCCGCUCAUCGAAAACAUGCGCAAAAACCACCGGGCUGCUGAUUCACACCCGGAGACUAACUUCUUCUCUCGUAAGCAUGCGGCCUCACGCCCGGAGAAGAAGCUUUUCUCUCAAGCUCAUGCGGCCACGAGCAACCCGGUUCUGCGCUCGCCGGCGUCACUCAUUGAUUGGAUCAUGCAGGGCUAUGACGAUGGUCUGAGGUCGAGGCAUAUCCUGGAGGACCUGACUGACAUUCUCACGGAGGAGCUGUGA